GGAUGGGUGAGUGGACCAUUGGCAAAUCACUUAAAGGAUCCACGAUCUACCUCCCUUAAGUACCUUGCACUCUGACUAUCUGACUUGUUGGAAUUUUCCCCCAUCAACUACAAUCCUACAAAUUCCAGUCUUGCGAUUGCCAACCCACCUCUGAAAGUACCUCAACUUAGUUCGCUGUCGGAGUUCAAGUACUCGGGCUUUUUUCCUGCUUUCUUUGUUACAAGGGGUAUAUCUUCCUUCUUUGAUAUCCCGCCACCAGUCGGCCAAGCUUCAACUUCAAUGCUGCAGCAGAGGAUUUCCAGCUUCAAACAGAAAUAAAGGCCCAAAGCAGCCAGAAUUUGAAGCCAUGAAUCAAACGGCGCACACAGACGAGCCGCUCUCGUCGAGUGACAGCUCCAUGAACCAGAGCCCCAACACCUUCUCCAAUGACCUCACCACAAACGAGGACUUUAAUGGGCGCGCCAACGCCCGGACCCAGCGUGCCGGGCCAGACGGCAGCAGGAUACCGGAUGAUUCUGGCCAGGCCCUCGCAGACGAGAACAUGCCCGUACUUGGACUGGACGAUGUGCUACGGCCCAAUGGUGCGGUGCCGAAUCUGACCAAUCCGCACCGAGUCAUUGGUCAGUCGCCUGGGCAGUACGAGGACGAGACCCAGGCGGGAGGAGGGGUGAGAGCUGACUCCCUGAUGAGCAGUAGUGGUGGUGGUGGUGGUGGUCGUGGUGGCUCAACGCCGCCUUCUUGUGGUGAUUAUACACCUGCUGCUGUUGCUGCUGCGAUGAAAGGGAAAGGGAGGGGAAGUCAUAUUGACAAGGCCCGACACACGAUUCUCACUUUCGGGAAGUUCGUUGGGCCCGGUUUUCUAGUUUCGGUGGCUUACAUCGACCCGGGAAACUACGCAACCGACAUCGCCGCUGGGGCUUCAUAUCGCUUCCGCCUGCUCUUCAUAGUUUUGAUGAGCAACAUUUUUGCAAUUUUUCUACAGUGUCUUUCGGUCAAACUGGGAACGGUCACGGGAUUGAACCUUGCCGAAGCAUGCCGUGCUUUUCUUCCGCGAUGGCUCAAUUACUUCCUAUACGCCAUGGCCGAAAUUGCGAUAAUAGCCACCGACAUAGCCGAGGUUAUCGGUACUGCAAUCGCCUUGAACCUGCUGAUCCCACAACUUCCCCUGGUAGCCGGGUGCGCGAUCUCUAUGGCGGACGUGAUGCUUAUACUCCUCUUCUACCACCCCGAUGGAUCCAUGAAGGCAUUACGGAGCUUCGAAUUCUUCGUUAUGCUGCUCGUGAUGGCCGUGGUAGUUUGUUUCUGCAUCCAGCUCUCCCUGAUCGAAAAUACCACCCCUGGUGAUGUCUUUAAGGGGUACUUACCCAACGACGCCAUCACCCAAAGCGAUGGCCUCUAUCAAGCAUGCGGAAUUGUUGGUGCUACCGUGAUGCCGCACAGCAUUUAUCUCGGCUCUGGCAUCGUUCAAUCCCGUUUGAAGGAUUACGAUAUCAAGAAUGGCCUCCUGCCUCGACAACCACCUUCCGCCGCAAGCAGUAUGCACGAUGGUAAAUUGGGAGAGAAGAUCUUCUAUGUACCAAGUCUGAAGGCAAUCAACCAUUCACUCAAGUACUCGUACACUGAAGUGGCCAUUUCCCUCUUCACAUUUGCCCUUUUCGUCAACAGCGCCAUAUUGAUUGUCGCCGGCGCAAGCUUGUACAACAACCCCGACGCUUUGGACGCCGACAUAUUCGGAAUCCACAGACUAUUGUCUUCGAGUAUCAGUCCAGGUGCGGGAACAAUCUUUGCGCUCGCUCUGCUAUUUUCGGGCGUGUCUGCGGGCAUCGUUUGCACCAUAUCCGGUCAGAUGGUAUGCGAGGGUGCUCUGAAAUGGAAGAUGAGGCCCUGGAUACGCCGACUCAUCACACGAAGCAUCAGCAUCACCCCGAGCAUCAUCAUUGCUGGGGCUGCUGGCCGGGAGAAGCUGAACGAUGCCUUGAACGGUAGCCAGGUGGCGCUUAGCGUUGUUUUGCCGUUUGUAUCUGCGCCGUUGAUUUACUUCACCUGCUUCAACAAGUUCAUGACGGUACAGCCGGGCCAUGCUAGACACUGCAUCGAGGGCAGUGACAAGUCCGGACUGAGCGGAACUAACCUGACGGUAAGAGCCGCAAACGCGCUGGGCACCGCUGAGAACGGCGUGGAAACUGCUAAUGGCCCCCUCGUCAAGAUGGCCAACUCGUGGUGGGUGUCGGUGCUUGCAUUCGUUAUCUGGAUCGUUAUCGUGGUUCUGAACGUGGCCAACUUGGUGCUUCUGGGACUUGGAAAAUAGUCCUGAUGCUUACCGACGGACGCUGUUGGCAAGUCGAGAGGAUGGUAAGAUCCCUUCUCGACCUUGGCGACUAGUUCAUGGAUUCCCGCGUGCAGCGAGGUGUGACACUGGUCAAAACAAUUCCUGCAAAUCAUUUCGACGAAGGGAAUGUGUCAUGGGGUUGAGGUAACGAGGACGAUGUGGAUCUUGGACCUUCUCUUUCUGUCGUUAUCUACACAUGCCUAACCAUUAUGAUUAACCGUUCACAAUCCAUACACACAUCGAACAAAUUGGGCGGCAGUCUGACAGAAAAUAGGCGUACAUACUCCACAAUCGAAGGAGCAGUCAAAAUUAUUGACGUAUCAUCACAUGGGUUCGCCAACAUACCUUCUAAAGGAGUGUCUUAGUUUAGACCAAACAAAAUAUACUCCAACUUCUGCUUGCAUUAUCCAGUCUACGCCUGGAAUGCACUCUGGCUUCGGUACCAUCUGUACA
Messenger RNA from Pseudomassariella vexata, 2782 nucleotides. RefSeq names its product natural resistance-associated macrophage protein-domain-containing protein. Gene Ontology annotation, molecular function: cadmium ion transmembrane transporter activity; manganese ion transmembrane transporter activity. Gene Ontology annotation, cellular component: membrane. The record is from RefSeq and is a predicted model, not a curated record. The transcript has 4 exons. Lineage: Eukaryota; Fungi; Ascomycota; Sordariomycetes; Amphisphaeriales; Pseudomassariaceae. Bases 347 to 2308 code for a protein of 653 amino acids. Gene Ontology annotation, biological process: intracellular manganese ion homeostasis; iron ion transport.